UCCAAAUUCCUCACCAGUCAACACUUUAACAUGUCACCCAGUGACGGUACUGUCCCUCGUUUUGUGUUUGCGGUUAUUACAGAGACUCGACAGAAACUCCACGGAUCGAUCACCUCAUCAACUCGAGUCAUAGUUAUAAUUUUGGAUUCUACGACAAUAUGAAAAAACUGCUAUUUCUCUUUUCUUUCACAUUAUUUUUGGACGGUGUGUUUGGGGAGGGAAAAAAAGUGUCAGUGAAGGAGGGAGAUUCUGUCAUUCUACCAUCUAAUGUCACCGAAAUACAGAGAAUAUUUCUGUUGAUGUGGAUGUAUGGAUCUCAAAACUCCAUUAUCGCUAAAAUCCAGGGCACAACUCAGACAGUCUCGUUAUAUGACGUUGAUGAUGGCAGAUUCGAAGACAGACUGCAGUUGGACAAUCAGACUGGAUCUUUGACCAUCAGUGACAUCAGAACCAAACACUCUGGAGAUUAUCAUCUAAAAAUCAUCAGUACAGAGACCUUAGUCAAUACAUUCAGUGUUACUGUCCAUGAUGUGAUCUUUGCAGGGUUAGAAAACAAGAAAAAAGGAGAUUCUGUUACUCUACAAACUGGCUGUUUCUGAUUCACAGAAACAUGAUUUAAUACAGUGGACAUUUGGACCUACGAAUCCAGACACUCUUAUGGCUGAAAUGAACAUAAAGAUUCAUGAAAUUAAGUACAGUCCUGAUGAGAGAUAUAGAGAGAGACUACGUCUGGAUCAUCAGACGGGAUCUCUGACCAUCAGAGACCUCAGACCCGCAGACGCUGGUGUUUAUCAACUACAGAUCUCCAACAGUAAAGAGACUCUCUACAAGAGAUUCAAUGUUUUUGUUGCCAUUCCAGAUCCGGGUCUGUCCGCUGGUUAUAUUGUGCUGAUUUGUGUUUGUGUCCUGCUGCCUGUGGCUGCAGCUCUGGGUUUGAUUUACUACAAGUUCAGAUACUCUAAACAGAAAGGUAAGUGUUAUCUACAGCUAAUAUAGCGAAAGGAAUAGACCUAUAUAAGGGUAUAAGGGCCCUAUCAUAUACUUGGCGUAAAAAAAAAAAACACAAGUGUUUUUUGCUAGUUUCAGCCCGAUACAGUUAUCAUUUUCACGUCCUGCACCACGUUGUUUAAAUAACAAAUCCGCUUGCAAAUUCUGCCAUGUAAAUAGCGAAUCCGCCAUGGUGCGAGCACAACUGGCUUUUAAAGGGAAUGGGAGACGAGACUCUGGUUGGUUUAUUGCACGUUACACCCAAAACACACCCAUGACUCAUUAAGAGACUAGGGACAACCCUUUUAGACCAUGUGCCGGGCACGCCGACCAUUUUUCCCAUCGUUAAACUAGCAAAAGUUGAUUUGGACACGCCCUAAGUGCACUUGCGCCGUGCGCUUUAGACCAUGCGCUUAAAUAGUUAAAUAGGCCAUCAUUAAAAUAGGCCCCUAAAAGUUAAUUUCAUUUGCAUUAUUAUGUUUUCAUCUAUUGAGCAACUAUGUAGCUUUAAAGAAUCAUGCAGUAGGUCUUAAGAAAAACAGGAAUUUACUAUAGCUGAAAAGCAGUCUGAAAUUCUUGUUCUUAAGAUACAAUAAAGUUCUAGAAUCCUAUAUAUGUUUAAAAGUUACUUUUAAAAUAAGUUGAAAACCAACAGCAAAAAGAACAUCUCUUUCUUUUUAGAACAGCCCUUUCAUUAGGAAUGCACUUUAAAGUGCUACUUAUGUAGGCAGCUCACUAGCUGAUUUUUUUUUUUUUUUUGUGAAUUUAUUUACAGUAGUACACAAAAUUUUGAAAUUUUGACUACCUGAACAAUGAAACAUCUGUUAAAACAAUUUAUACCUUGGUGUUGAGACAGAAAAGAAAACGGUGUCAGUGACGGAAGGAAAUUCUGUCACGCUGAAAACUGGUGCAACUGAAAUCCAGAGAGAUGAUGAAGUAUUCUGGAAGUUUGGACCGCAAGACAUGAUCAUCGCUCAAAUCCACAAAAAGGGUGGUAACAUUUCGUACACCGAGGAUGAGCAGUUCAAAGACAAACUGCAGCUGGACCAGCAGACAGGAGAUCUGACCAUCAGCGACAUCAGGAUCCGAAUCUCUGGAGAUUAUCAUCUACAGAUCACCAGCAGCAAAGAGACCAAAACAAAGAGAUUCAAGGUUAUUGUACGAGUGGACACACUGAAAUUCACGGAGGGAGAGUCUGUCCAUCUGCAGACCGGUAUUACUGAAAUUCAGAAAGAGGAUCUGAUUCUGUGGAAGUUUGAACCUAAAAAUGCCCUCAUUGCCAAAGUUGAUGGGCAAACCAAUGAGACCAGCGUCUAUGAUGUUGAUGACGAAAGAUUCAGAGACAGACUGGAGCUGGACCGUCGAACUGGAGACCUCACCAUCACAAACACCAAAAGCACCGACUCUGGAGUUUACGAAGUACAGAUCAAGAGCAGCAAUACAGUUUCAUACAAGAAAUUCAAUGUUCUUGUCUGGUUGAAUACGCUGAAGCAUACAGUUGGAGAUUCUGUGAUUCUACAAACUGGAGUUACCGAACUGAAGAAUGAUGAUCGGAUACUGUGGAAGUUUAGCGAUAAAGCCACUUUUAUAGCUGAACUCAACAGAGCCACCAAUCAGACCUUGUUCUAUGAAGGUCCUGAUGGGAGAUUCAGAGACCGAUUGCAGAUAAACCAGCGAACUGGAGAUCUGACCAUCAGGAAUAUCAGCAGAGCACAUUCAGACGUUUAUACAUUACAAAUCACCAGAGGCAAAAAGAUCACAUGCAAGAGAUUCAUGGUGAUUGCCCACGAGAAGACUGUGUCAGCGACGGAGGGAGAUUCGGUCACGCUAUACAAUGAUACUGAAAUACAAGAUGAUGAUCUGAUACUGUGGUUGUUUGGAGCUGAAGACAGACUCAUAGCUAAAAGAGAAAUGAAUAAAAGUGCCUGUGCAUAUUAUGGUACUGAAGGGAAACUCAAAAACAUGCUCAAUCUGAAUCAUCAAACUGGAUCUCUGAUCAUAAAAAACAGCACAACUGAACAUGCUGGAGUUUAUAAACUACUGAUCAUCAGCAGCCGAGAGACUAAAUACAAGAGAUAUAAAGUUACAAUCCAUGAGAGAGAAAGAAAUACAGACGAAGGGGAUGAGCAGGAGGGGAUACGCUUAAUUAAUAUAUUAAACCCUCAACAGUAAUAUAACUGCGAAUUUUGGCACAUUUUGUAUGAUAUUAUGUAAACAAUUUCAGAGAAUUUAUUAUUUUUGGUGCUUGUGAACAAAACUUAAUGUGAUCAUAACGGAACUUGGUUCAAUUGGUUCAUCUAUAUAUAUUUUUAUGUUAUAUAUUUAUGAAUUUAUUUUACUACAAUCCUUAACUUGUUAGCGUAUGGACCUUAUGUGUACUGUAUUGCAGUGAUUUGUUACUGUGUGUUUGUCACAUGAUCACGUCACAUGAACUCUCUGUUUGCUUUUCUGUCACGUGUUCCUUUGUUUGAGUUUCCCGCCACUAUCAGUUACCAUGGACAUUAAUCACAUUCAUCACAGCUGUUCGUUAUUUCUCUUAAUCAGUCAGUGUAUUUAAGUUCCUGUUUGUUUUCAGUUCUUUGUUGGGUCUCGUUUAUGGAUGCAAUGUGUUGGUGUUUGCUCUGCUCUGCUCUGGAUUCUGUGUUUCUCCCUGUGGAUUAUCAAGUAAAGACUUGUUUUACUUUA
This is a messenger RNA of Ctenopharyngodon idella (grass carp), 3672 nucleotides long. RefSeq lists its product as uncharacterized. The record is from RefSeq and is a predicted model, not a curated record. Bases 1951 to 3159 code for a protein of 402 amino acids. The transcript is spliced from 8 exons. Lineage: Eukaryota; Metazoa; Chordata; Actinopteri; Cypriniformes; Xenocyprididae.